AAUAAUUUUUUGUUAUUUUCAGAGAAAAUGUUCCGAAUGAAUUUAAAGCUACCUUUUCUCUUGGCUUAUUUCACGGUAUCUACUGAAGUAUCUGGAGGUUAUGAGGAAUGUACUAAGGAUGGUAUACUUAUCUCUGAUAUAUUUUGUCUACCAAAAAACUACAGAAAAGACGUCCCCCCUCAUACAACUGGACCGCUAAACGUGUUUUUCAAACUUCCUGUGACAGAAAUCAGUCAGAUAGAUGACAAAAGAUCGCAAAUUACGCUGAGGCUAGCCUACAAAAUCAGAUGGCCAGAGCAUAGGAUGAUACUGAAUGACAGUGCUGACUGGAGUAGAGGAGAAAUCAACGUGAGACCAGAUCUGAUCAAACAUUUUUGGACGCCGGACAUUAUUAUACAUGACCUUAUCAGAUUUACUAAACCUGAAGUACUUAAUGAGGUGGCAGCUCUAGAGAUUGUCAGUGAUCAUUCUAUUUACUACAAAGUCAGUGUGUGCCACUCUAUGCUGUGCUACUCUAUGUUGUGCCACUCUACAGUGUACUUUGUUCAACACAAGGGGAGUGAUAUCACUAUAGUGUGCAAGGGAAUGGUGUUUCUACAGUAUCCUAUGGACAAACACAGCUGUUUCUUUAAACUUUCAAGUUAUGGAUAUGAGGAAGACAAGAUGAAACUAAGUGGAAAGUUUUCGUAUGAGCGGUAUAAUCAGCGAACUCUGAAUUUCCACGUGGAUUUUAAGGAACUAGAUCUAGAUAAACGGACAUGGCAGGGAUCUUCUAGUAAGUAAUAAUUCAAUUGAAUAAUGUGAAUAAUCUAAUUCUUUAACACAUUUUAAUA
Molecule: messenger RNA, 833 nt
Organism: Eurytemora carolleeae
Lineage: Eukaryota; Metazoa; Arthropoda; Copepoda; Calanoida; Temoridae
Product: gamma-aminobutyric acid receptor subunit pi
Exons: 10
Coding region: 28-783 (251 amino acids)
Biological process (GO): nervous system process; regulation of membrane potential; signal transduction
Cellular component (GO): membrane; neuron projection; synapse
Molecular function (GO): transmembrane signaling receptor activity; neurotransmitter receptor activity; extracellular ligand-gated monoatomic ion channel activity
Source: RefSeq, a predicted model, not a curated record